Messenger RNA from Sphaeroforma arctica JP610, 567 nucleotides. RefSeq lists its product as hypothetical. The transcript is spliced from 2 exons. Bases 1 to 567 code for a protein of 188 amino acids. The record is from RefSeq and is a predicted model, not a curated record. Lineage: Eukaryota; Ichthyosporea; Ichthyophonida.
AUGCCCGUGAAAUUCGCGACACUAACUGGCCUGGCUGUCCUCCCUACGGCUCUCUUAACGAAGCCAAUUCUCACCGCGCAAGCAUUCAUUCCAUGCUUCCCGAAUUCAAUCUUCGCUCACACGACAUCCCAGUCAGCACUCUUCAAGUACUACUCCAUCAGGGAGGAUACCGCUGGUAUCCUCAGUGCUUCAGGGGAGGAUUCCCACCACAUGCACAGUGAUUCAGGGGAGGAUAGUGAUCACGUUCAUAGUGAUUCAGGGGAGGAUGACACCGGUGUCAGUGAUUUCGUCGAAAAUGACGUCGACAUCUGCAGCGAUUUCACACAAACUCCUUCUUCUUCUGACAUGACCGCCAUCCACCACUCUCCCAGGCCACGCCACUCCACCGGCGCUUCCACCACACCGCCUCCUACAACCCUGGAAGAUACUGUCAAUACCGAUCUGCAAACACAUAUUGUCCUCAACCCAUCUACCCGCACCCUCCGCAGUCUCCUGUUGUCACUCCGUACAAACAGUGGCCCACUUAAUGCGCUUACCUUACCCAACAACAUGAGAAUGACCCGCUAA